AUUCAUGUGCGUUGUAAAGUCAUUGGUUAUUAUACAAGUACAUUUAACAUCUUAUAAAUUAAAAGAUACCCAGAUGAAAUUGUGGAAAAUAUUAUUGAAUUAUAGAUAGAAAACACUUGAGGGAUCAGGUGUGGAAAGUGUUGAUGACGUCAUAGUAAACAAACACCAAUAACAAGCUAACAGCAGUUCAUGUCCUGUGUGGCACCCGGUAAAAGCAGUACAAUGGUGUCUCUUCCACCGCCACGUAAAAAAAUACGAGUGAAUGAGGAGUUGGGAAAUCCACUGCCAGUUCCCAUUGGAUCAUCUUCUGGCCUGCUGUUAUCACCUGCCACUUGGCAUUACUACUCGGCUGUCUAUGAGGAUGGCAUCAUUACUGUGUAUGACCCAGAACAUGCUGCCUCCCUCUGGCACAAUGGAUACUUUGGGCAUGGAAAAAUUGAUGGUCCAGAUGAUGAUUAUAGAUUUCAGAGGAAAAAACGAUGGAAACUGAUGAAGGUGGAUGGUUUAAAAGGUGGAUCAUGGCUUAAAGGUUUGCAGAAGAAAAGCACUUUUGAUGUUGAAAUGAAAAAUAUCCCUGAGGAAGACAUGUGCACACAAACAGAUGAAGAAUCUGCAGAUUUAAAAAGGAAAAGAGAUGACCUCUCUGGCAAUGAACAGUGUUAUAGUGAUAAUGAUGAAACUUGUAUUGAGGAAAUAAAUGUUUUGGACCCAGAAAUUGCUGGGAGCUCCAAGACAGUUUUAGUUCUCAACAGUGACCAACAAGGAACCUUUGAUGAUUCAGAUCCCUUGGCUCAUGAAGGAUAUCUUCAACUUUUACCUGAAGAAGCUAUGUUUCUCUCUUAUGCUUUAGGAUGCUUAGUUGUCACGCAUAAGAAACAAACUGCAGAUAAGCAGUAUCACAAGUGCUCUCCAUUGAAAGAUAUAUUUGAAAUGACAAUAGAUCAGAUGUGGAGUGCAUUUGUAAUGGAUGACCCAAAGUUUCCAUUCAAAUAUACAGUUUAUCAUCACUAUAGAAGCAAAGGCUGGGUGGUGAAGUCUGGACUCAAAUUUGGUGCUGACUUAAUUCUGUAUCCAGUAGGUCCACCAUUUUACCAUGCUCAGUUCACCAUCAUGAUACAAUGCAUGUGGUCAGACACACUCACUAGCGACCAAACCUCUUCGUGGCGGGAAUUUUCAUGGACAAAUAUUUCAGCGACUGAGCGCAUCAGUAACCACGUUAAUAAGACACCCAUCAUAUGCUUUGUUCUGCGUCCAAGACAUCUAACUCAAGAUAAAUUGGGAAGAAUUGAGUGUCUUAAGGAUUUGGCCAUCCAGGAGUUAAUGCUAACAAGAUGGAAUCCCAAAGAUAACGAAAUUAAUGAUGUCAAUCCACAUUGAACUGUGAUAUGUAUCCAACAUGACUAUUUUUACCCUUUUUUAUGAAUUACUGUAUUUUAUUGACAGUUGCGGUGAUUUUGACUAUAUAUGACAAUUUAGGUCUAUCAAAGUUACUCUGGCUUAGAAAGUUAAACUAAAGUCAUUAAAUUAUAAAAAGGAUUUUUUCUUAAGAAUAUUCCUGUUGAUUUUGAAAAUUUAUUUAUUGUUGUCAUCAUAUGUUUUUCAGUAAGAACCUGAUAGUGUAAUACAAUUUCAAACUAACACUUUUCAUGGACUUCUACAUGUCAAUCAAAUUUGCAAAGUAAAUAAAAAAGGCUGAACGUGAA
Molecule: messenger RNA, 1703 nt
Organism: Homarus americanus (American lobster)
Lineage: Eukaryota; Metazoa; Arthropoda; Malacostraca; Decapoda; Nephropidae
Product: tRNA-splicing endonuclease subunit SEN2-like
Exons: 5
Coding region: 190-1377 (395 amino acids)
Biological process (GO): tRNA-type intron splice site recognition and cleavage; tRNA splicing, via endonucleolytic cleavage and ligation
Cellular component (GO): tRNA-intron endonuclease complex
Molecular function (GO): tRNA-intron lyase activity; nucleic acid binding
Source: RefSeq, a predicted model, not a curated record